Messenger RNA from Cadophora gregata, 2090 nucleotides. RefSeq lists its product as uncharacterized. The record is from RefSeq and is a predicted model, not a curated record. NCBI's taxonomy places the organism in Eukaryota, Fungi, Ascomycota, Leotiomycetes, Helotiales, Ploettnerulaceae. The transcript has 2 exons. Gene Ontology annotation, molecular function: phosphatidylcholine lysophospholipase A1 activity. The coding region runs from base 913 to 2016 and encodes 367 amino acids.
UGAGAAAAGAUAUCGCAUGUGUGGAUUUGCUGAGCACACUUUCUGGUUUCAGAGCCGCAUACUUAUGGGAUGAAUGCCCAGAUACUUUCGCAUAAAGGCUCGGUGAUCAAGCAUUUGAAAAAGCUCAAUGGGAGCAAGGAGUUCAUUGUCUCGAUACAAGAGUCCAGUAUCGCGCCUGGAUGACUUCUUUUUUUAGGAUGGAAAUCUUGCAUUCAGCUCACCUUAUUAAGCCUUGCUCCUAUGUGCAGACAGGACAAGUCCAUCUUUUGUAAGAAUCACCAAGCUCUUCAGCUCGUUAUAGUCAUCUGUGUUUCUGCAUGAAAGGAGACUCGAGUGGCAGUGCCCCUCUUCAGACACACUGGAAUGGUGAAGCUUUGGGAUGAUGCGGUGGCCGUGCACCAAGUCGCAGGUUCCUAGGAUUGAGCUUGAUGCCUUCGCGUUCAGUUUCAUGAUUCACAAUGUCGACGAAUAAUAACACUCGGUCAGUCUUAAGAUGGAGUACUCUGCUCUAAAGAGAAACUAAGCUUUCGUGGCCAUGCGACAACUCACUGGGCAUGCUCGUCAUAGAGCCAAGUCGAAGCGAGGUCUUGAUCUUCCGGCCGUUUCCCGCUUCGCAUAUGAAGACGGCCUCCCCUGCUUGAAGUCUCGAGGUACCUUCUCGUCUGAUGUAGACUUGUUGCGUUGGCAGAAGAUAUUACUCUCUUUAUCUAUAUCGUUGUUAGUCCAGCUCCUGUAGCCUUUAGGUGGGAUACGAUUACCUUCCCUGGAGUUACAGCAUCCUCUUGAUUUUUCAUCUUACUCUGCCACUGAUAGAUUCGCUCAUUCUAUUUUGUACGACAUGGAUUCAUAAUAGACCUAGAGUUUGGAAAGCUGCAAGAGCAGCGCAUUCGAUCGAACACAUUCGCUGAAACUAUGUUUUACUUCCAAUCGCUGAGAUCAGCAACCAUAACGAACAUCUUGCUCUUGGUUAUUGCAACGUCUGUUCUUGCGGCUGAUUCGAACGAUACUCUUUCCAAUGGCGAAGAGGGCAAAACAGUGCCUCUGAGAAUCCUGCCAUUAGGAAAUUCUAUUACCUAUGGUUACCAGAGCACUGACGGAAAUGGCUAUCGUAAACAUUUGCUUGAUAAAAUCACUACCAAUGGCACUGCCCAGUACAUAGGAUCUGUUCGGUCCGGUAAUAUGACCGACAACCACAAUGAAGGUCAUCCGGGUGCCACCAUUACGCAAAUCUCUGCCUUUUCAGUCGGCAGUCUUGCACUGCGUCCAAACCUCAUUCUCCUCAUGGCUGGCACCAACGAUAUGAAUAUGAAUCUCACCCUAGGGGCUCCAGAAAGGCUAGCAAAUCUUGUUGACAUGUGUUUCCUCGCUUGUCCUGAUGCCGUGAUUCUUCUGGCCCAGCUCACGCCUGCCGGAACUGCUGCUGUUGAAGCUCGGGUUGAACAGUUCAAUCCUAGUGUGGCCAGUCUUGCCACCAGCAGAGAACAGCUGGGCAAGAAAAUCUUAUCUGUGGACAUGCCAAAAUUUGUCACUGCCGCCGACUUGAAGGAUGUAUUACAUCCGAAUGAUGUUGGAUAUGCGAAUAUGGCAGAUGCAUGGUAUCUAGGAAUUCAACAGGCGAAUGCAAGAGGGUGGUUGACACCACCUGUGGACGGAAUAGGGCCCCCUCGAGACAGCGGAGCUGCAAGUGUUCCAUCUCCCACAGGUGCGGGGUUUCUUGAGGAUACGAGGACUCCGGUGGCUUCGAGCUCCUUGAGUUCGACCACGUUCAUGAGUUUGUCAAGUAUCAUGACAUCGAUGAAUAUCUCCGUGCCGACGGUUUUGGCGAUACCUACAAGAUAUUCCUCAAUGACGAACUCAUCGACCCUCACAGUGCCUACACAGGUUCUAGUUCCUUCGGUGGCUGUAGUUUCGCAAACUGCUAUAAAUGGUGCAGAUUUUAUGGGAGGUCAGCUCCGCGGUCAGGUUGCUUCAAUUUUCCCCGUCAUGGGGCUGUUGCUAUUGCUUUUGGGCUUUUGAUUUGAUACCCGUCCAAACACUCUGAGCGAAGAUAGACAUAAUUUGGAUCAACUCCCUGCAUAUAUUCAUUUCAC